AUGAUCAGACAAUCUACGCUAAAAAACUUCGCUAUUAAGCGUUGCUUUCAACAGAUCGCAUACCGUAACACACCUGCCAUGAGGUCAGUAGCUCUCGCGCAACGCUUUUAUAGUUCGUCUUCUCGUUAUUACAGUGCAUCUCCUUUACCAGCCUCUAAAAGACCAGAACCUGCCCCAAGUUUCAAUGUUGAUCCAUUAGAACAGGCAGCUGAACCUUCAAAAUUGGCUAAGAAACUGCGCCCUGAGCCUGAUAUGGAUACAUCAUUCGUCGGUUUAACUGGUGGUCAAAUAUUCAACGAAAUGAUGUCCAGACAAAACGUUGACACAGUAUUCGGUUAUCCAGGCGGUGCUAUCUUGCCUGUUUACGAUGCCAUCCAUAACAGUGAUAAAUUCAACUUCGUUCUUCCAAAACAUGAACAAGGUGCCGGCCAUAUGGCCGAAGGUUAUGCCAGAGCUUCUGGUAAGCCAGGUGUUGUUUUGGUGACUUCUGGCCCAGGUGCUACCAAUGUCGUUACUCCAAUGGCAGAUGCCUUCGCAGAUGGUAUUCCAAUGGUCGUUUUUACAGGACAAGUCCCAACUAGUGCUAUCGGUACCGAUGCCUUCCAAGAAGCUGACGUUGUUGGUAUUUCCAGAUCUUGUACGAAAUGGAAUGUCAUGGUCAAGUCCGUGGAAGAAUUGCCAUUGCGUAUUAACGAAGCUUUUGAAAUUGCCACGAGUGGUAGACCGGGUCCAGUCUUGGUUGAUUUGCCAAAGGAUGUUACUGCAGCUAUCUUAAGAAAUCCAAUUCCAACAAAAACAACUCUUCCAUCAAACGCACUAAACCGAUUAACCAGUCGCGCACAGGAUGAAUUUGUUAUGCAAAGUAUCAAUAAGGCAGCGGACUUAAUCAACUUGGCAAAGAAACCUGUCUUAUACGUCGGUGCUGGUAUUUUAAACCAUGCAGAUGGUCCAAGACUAUUAAAGGAAUUAAGUGAUCGUGCUCAAAUACCUGUCACAACUACUUUACAAGGUCUAGGCUCCUUCGAUCAAGAAGAUCCAAAAUCUUUGGAUAUGCUUGGUAUGCACGGUUGUGCUACUGCCAAUUUGGCAGUGCAAAAUGCUGAUUUGAUAAUUGCUGUCGGUGCCAGAUUCGACGAUCGUGUCACCGGUAAUAUUUCUAAAUUUGCACCAGAGGCUCGUCGUGCUGCUUCAGAAGGUAGGGGUGGUAUUAUUCAUUUCGAAGUUAGCCCUAAAAACAUAAACAAGGUUGUUCAAACUCAAAUAGCGGUGGAAGGUGAUGCUACAACUAACCUAGAUAAAAUGAUGCCAAAGAUUUUCCCAGUUAAGGAGAGAUCGGAAUGGUUCGGUCAAAUAAACAAAUGGAAGAAAGAAUACCCAUACGCUUACAUGGAGGAGACACCAGGAUCUAAAAUUAAACCACAGACAGUCAUAAAAAAACUAUCCAAGGUGGCCAACGGCACAGGGAGACAUGUUAUUGUCACAACUGGUGUGGGGCAACACCAAAUGUGGGCUGCUCAACACUGGACAUGGAAGAAUCCACAUACCUUUAUUACAUCAGGUGGUUUAGGUACGAUGGGUUACGGUCUCCCAGCCGCCAUCGGUGCUCAGGUUGCCAAACCAGAAUCUUUGGUUAUUGACAUUGAUGGUGACGCAUCUUUUAACAUGACCCUAACGGAAUUGAGUUCUGCCGUUCAAGCCGGUACUCCAGUGAAAAUUUUGAUUUUAAACAAUGAAGAGCAAGGUAUGGUUACCCAAUGGCAAUCUCUGUUCUACGAACAUCGUUAUUCCCACACACAUCAAUUGAACCCUGAUUUCAUGAAACUAGCGGAUGCUAUGGGUUUAAAAGGUUUAAGAGUCAAGAAGCAGGAAGAAUUGGACGCUAAGUUGAAGGAAUUUGUUUCCACCAAGGGCCCAGUCUUGCUUGAAGUGGAAGUUGAUAAAAAAGUUCCUGUUUUACCAAUGGUUGCAGGUGGUAGCGGUCUAGACGAAUUCAUAAAUUUUGACCCAGAAGUUGAAAAGCAACAAGCUGAAUUACGUCAUAAGCGUACAGGCGGUAGGCACUAA
Messenger RNA from Saccharomyces paradoxus, 2064 nucleotides. RefSeq names its product acetolactate synthase catalytic subunit (gene ILV2). The transcript has a single exon. Gene Ontology annotation, molecular function: acetolactate synthase activity; flavin adenine dinucleotide binding; magnesium ion binding. Lineage: Eukaryota; Fungi; Ascomycota; Saccharomycetes; Saccharomycetales; Saccharomycetaceae. Gene Ontology annotation, cellular component: mitochondrion; acetolactate synthase complex. The coding region runs from base 1 to 2064 and encodes 687 amino acids. Gene Ontology annotation, biological process: L-valine biosynthetic process. The record is from RefSeq and is a predicted model, not a curated record.